This is a messenger RNA of Camellia sinensis, 886 nucleotides long. The record is from RefSeq and is a predicted model, not a curated record. NCBI's taxonomy places the organism in Eukaryota, Viridiplantae, Streptophyta, Magnoliopsida, Ericales, Theaceae.
AACAAAUUCAGUGAGAAGCUCUUUGGCGGCACCGCGAAAACCCCAGAGAAGCAGUGCCAUGGAAUUCCAAACUGCGAAACCAAAUGCCAGAAUGCCGAGGAACGAGAAGCUCUCCCUCGAUCACUAUCUUUCUGUCAUCGCUACUCACAAGCAACUCCAUCUCACCGUUAACCUACUCAUCAGAUCAUCGACAUGCACGGAUUCAAGAAAAUCCACAACACUGCAAAGAAAGUUCUGAUCGAUGCAGUGAACUCAAUGGAGCUGAUGGAUCCGAGUCGCUCAACACUAAACGAAGAAAAUGUGUCUUCAUGCGCGCAUAUGACUCUGGAGGAGGUGAUCAAAGACCUGGCGGACCUCAAAUGGCAAGAAUGCUGCGUCACUUCCAUCCAAACCCUAAAUUCGGUGAACUACGACCUGGUCGUACACAACACCGACGCUGAAGCUGAGUCAUCGAAACCGAAGCUUAAACAGAAGACGAGGUCCAGGAAGCGGCGCAAGUUUUUGACACUGGGAGCCGCCGGUUGUGACAGCGCUGCCACAGCCACAGCCACAGCCACCGCCACAGCAGCCGCAGCUCACGGUUGCGGCUACUUGGGAGGCUCAAAUUUGAUCACUGAGACUGAGAGGACGAGGAUAACUAACUUCAACGACGAUGAUUUUGGUGCUACCGGCGGUGACUGUAGUGAGUACUCUUCGACUUUUCUCCCCAUUGCACCUUAUUAGAGAGAGAGAGAGAGAGGGGUAAUCAACUGGACGAAUCGUAUAGAUGGAAACUGCAAUGGUUGUUGUUAGACAGACUAUUAUUGAGAGUGCGUCAGGUGAGCGAGAUUUCAGAGCAGAAUAUCCUUUGUCUGUGCUGGUGUUUUUACAACAGUCCCCCAGGAUU